UUAAGCUUCUUCUUCUUCUUCUUCUCGAUCGGCGGAGGAGGAAAAAUGGAUUGCCAUGUCUUUUCCUCACCUUCAGCUCUUCUCUCACUCAAAUUCGAUUCAUUCAAAUCAUUUCGUUCUCUAAAGCAAUUGAAUUACACUCUCAAAUGCGACAAUACCAAUCUCAACUCAAGAACAUCACUCCGCGUCAGUCAAUUCUCCGUUCAAGAACCAACUUCAGAAGAAACCCACGAUUUCAAUUCCUUCACUUCUUCCAUUUCCCCUCUCCCAGACGUAGAAACCGCCUCCUCCUCCUCCUCCAAGAACGUAUGGAUCAAUCCAAGAAGCGCUAGGGCAUCUCAGCUUCGUCUUAACUCAUACGAUGCAAGGUACGCUUUCCUAUCUGAAUUAGCCGAAUCACUAAAUUCAUGCCCACCAUUAGAACAAGAAGUUUUCCGUAUUUUAUCUGGGUUAGGCGAUAUGAUGGUUGAACAAGACGCUGUCAUUAUUUUAAACAAUAUGUCUAGUACUGUAACCGCUACUCUAGCACUCAAAUACUUUCAGCAGAAGCUUAAGUUAACAAAAGAGGUCAUCUUGUAUAAUGUAACAUUGAAAGUAUUCAAGAAAAACAAGGAUCUUACUGGUGCAGAGAACCUGUUCGACGAAAUGCUUAAGAGAGGAGUGAAACCUGAUAAGGUCACAUUCUCUACUAUAAUCAGCUGCGCUAGGGUUUCAUCUCUCCCUGAAAAGGCAGUUGAAUGGUUUGAGAAAAUGCCCACCCACGGAUGCGAACCGGACGACGUAAACUACACUGUGAUGAUCGACGCUUAUGGUCGUGCGGGGAAUAUCGAAAUGGCUCUAAAACUAUACGAUCGUGCCCGGGCUGAGAAAUGGCGAAUUGAUGCAGUCACAUUCUCGACUCUAAUCAAAAUCUAUGGCAUGUCUCUUAACUUCGACGGUUGCUUAAAUGUAUACGAAGAAAUGAAAGCUUUAAACAUUAAACCAAACGUGGUAGUUUACAACACAUUGUUAGAUGCAAUGGGAAGAGCCAAGAGACCGUGGCAAGCCAAGACUAUUUACAAAGAGAUGACCACAAACGGAUUUGAACCGAGUUGGGCCACUCACGCUGCCCUGAUCCGAGCUUAUGGUAAGGCUAGAUAUGGAGAAGAUGCCCUUACCAUCUAUAGACAAAUGAGGAAGAAAGGAAUGGAAAUGAACGUCACUCUGUACAACACGUUAUUAUCCAUGUGCGCUGAUUUAGGUUUAGUCGAAGAAGCCACCGAGAUUUUCGAGGAUAUGAACGAGUCGGGUUCGUGUAAGCCUGAUACUUGGACUUUUUCGUCGAUGAUCACGGUUUAUUCGUGUUGUGGGAAAGUGUUACAAGCCGAGGCAAUGCUAAACCUUAUGAAGGAAUCUGGUUUUAACCCGAAUAUCUUUGUUCUCACAUCGUUAAUCCAAUGUUACGGGAAAGCUAAUCUAACUGACGAUGUUGUGAGAAUGUUUGACCUAACUAUGGAGCUCGGUAUUACGCCUGACGAUCGUUUCUGCAGUUGUUUACUAAACGUGAUGACGCAAACUCCGAAAGAGGAGCUUGGGAGACUGAUAGGUUGUGUGGAGAAGGCGAAUACGAAGCUAAGUAAUUUCGUGAAUGGCGUUCUUCUUGGAACGGCUGAUAGUGAGGUGUUAAAGAAGGAGGCGAAGGAAUUGUUGGGUUCGAUUAGUAAUGUUGUUAAGAAAGCUUAUUGCAACUGUUUGAUAGAUCUUUGCGUGAAUUUGGAUAUGCUUGAGAAAGCUUGCGAGUUAUUGGAAGUAGCUAUGGGGAUGGGGAUUUACAAUGAUUUGCAGAUGAAGACAUCCACACAAUGGUCUCUUCAUUUGAAGAGUUUAUCUCUGGGUGCGGCUUUGACUGCGCUUCAUAUUUGGAUGAACGAUCUGUCGCGAGCGUUGGAGAAAGGGGAGGAGUUUCCUCCGAUGUUAGGGAUUAAUACGGGGCAUGGGAAGCAUAAGUAUUCGGAUAAGGGAUUGGCUAGCGUUUUCGAAACUCAUCUUAAGGAACUCGAUGCCCCUUUUCACGAGGCUACGGAUAAGGUGGGGUGGUUUUUGACUACGAAAGUUGCUGCGGUUUCAUGGUUGGAGUCUAGGCGAGCUGCUGAGGCUCUGGAGGCUGUUGUUGCGGCUAAGUAAGUAGAUAAUGUCUUGGGUAAUCUGUUUUAUUAUUAUUAUUAUUUAUUAAUGUAGUAGCUUAUCUUGAUAGAUAACAAUUUUGUAUGGGACAUGAUAUGAGAAUGUUUAUUUAUGCAAUAUGUUUGUAUGGUUUA
Messenger RNA from Impatiens glandulifera, 2297 nucleotides. RefSeq names its product pentatricopeptide repeat-containing protein At4g16390, chloroplastic. The coding region runs from base 46 to 2163 and encodes 705 amino acids. Gene Ontology annotation, molecular function: protein binding. The transcript has a single exon. NCBI's taxonomy places the organism in Eukaryota, Viridiplantae, Streptophyta, Magnoliopsida, Ericales, Balsaminaceae. Gene Ontology annotation, cellular component: chloroplast. The record is from RefSeq and is a predicted model, not a curated record.